This is a messenger RNA of Eurytemora carolleeae, 3295 nucleotides long. RefSeq names its product ubiquitin-like protein 3 (gene UBL3). The coding region runs from base 705 to 1082 and encodes 125 amino acids. Gene Ontology annotation, molecular function: protein binding. The record is from RefSeq and is a predicted model, not a curated record. The transcript has 5 exons. NCBI's taxonomy places the organism in Eukaryota, Metazoa, Arthropoda, Copepoda, Calanoida, Temoridae.
CACUGUACACUGUAUAUAGAGUGGUAGGUUGUGUACAUCACGAUAUGUUAACGUAUCCAACACUGUACACUGUAUAUAGAGUGGUAGGUUGUGUACAUCACAAUAUGUUAGUGUAUCCAACCCUGUACACUGUAUAUAGAGUGGUAGGUUGUGUAAAUCACGAUAUGUUAACGUAUCCAACACUGUACACUUGUAUAUAGAGUGAUCGUAUUUCUAAAAGGGAUUUCAUGGAAUAAAUAGAUUUUUAGAUUUUCUCUCUGAAUGCAAACUUUUGACAAUUUUCAAUUAUCUACGUUUUACCACCCCUUAGAAAAACGAUCACUCUGUAUACAAGUGUACGGUGUUUGAUACGUAAACAUAUCGGGAUGUACACAACCGACCACUCUUAAUUAAUUAAUAGGGAGGUCGGUUGUGUACAUCUGAGCUAAGCUUUAACUCUUCGUUUCCUUUAUCUAUGCUUUUAACAGUCAUUUUAUAAACCCCGGGUCAGUUGUCUUUUUGUUGACUCGGAAUCAAAAACAUUUAUUUCAGAUUUAUCAUGUUUCGUCGACUCCACAGUUUUCUCUAGAACUAGGAAUACAAUGAUAUCUGUUAAACGUGAGCUCUGAGCUCAUUGAACAUUGAAUAGUUACCAGAUUAUUUGCAAGACCCUGCCCCUGGGGACCGAGGAUCCUGAAUCUAAAGAUCUGAAGGAAAAUAGAAAAAUGGCGAUAGGAUCUAAAUCAAUUCCACAUGACAAGAUAAACUUGAAAUUGAUCCUUGUGAGUGGGAAAACGAAGGAGUACUUGUUCUCCCCCAGCGAGAGUGCGGGAGAUAUCUCACAGUUCGUCUUCGACAACUGGCCCCAGGAGUGGGGGGAGGAGGCGGUGACUAAAGCUGAGAUCCUACGGUUAAUCUAUCAGGGCAGAUUCCUCCAUGGAAAUGUAACCCUGUCAGCCCUGGGCCUCCCCACUGGCAAAACUGCUGUUAUGCACCUUGUACCCAGGGAAAGUCUACCCCAGCCCUCCUCCCAGGAUGAUCUUCAUAAGAAGAAAACCAGUAGUAACACCUGCUGUGGUUCCUGCUCCUGUAAUAUACUCUAGGUUGAAAUUCACAAAAUAUUCAAACAGAAGCGUGUCAAAAUUACUAAAUCCGCAAACAGCGAGAAGAAAAAAUUAUAUUCAAGAAUUAUAUUUAAUAUUUAUUAGGGAGUGUAUUGUACUGUAUAACCUUUAUUCGCUCCUUUCAUUCUAGAAUAUUUCGUAGUUGUUGCAUUAUAUAUAUACUAUAGUCAUAUCAGCGCCACUCAAGGCUGAUACUUGAAAAAGUGAAAAUUUACAUAAACUUCUUUCCGAAUAUAUCUAGCAGGUUGGAUGGAGCUGAUUUACAAAAUCAAAUUUUUUUUUUCAAAGAAUUUCAUCAUUCAACUGUUUGAAUAUAGAUUUGAAUGAGAUCAAACGUUUCUCUGAUUAAUAGUAAACUCUUAAUAUAAAAAUUAUUCUGAAAUUUUGAAAACUUUUUUACUUUAGAAUAAUUAAUUAAGUGUCGACAUCAUAGAACUAUUUUUUUUAUUUAUUCGUGGAUAAGGAGGUUUCAAGAUUGGUAAAAAGGGAGAUCUGUAAUAUAUAUUUUCUUAAGUACUGGUAUGUACUUCAAACUGAACUGUAUGGGGGAAAUCAAGAAGUAAAAAAUUUAAUGUACUUUACCUUCCUAAGGGGGGGGGGGGAAUGAACCUCGGGGUACGUUGACGGAAGUGUAAAAGAGACAUUUUAUGUAUAAAAUGGAAUGUCCGAUUCAUAACGGCACUUUUCAAAAUUUGCAGAAUCAAGAAUGAAAAAAAAAAUUCCAUGGUUUCUCAUGAAUAAUUUGAUUUCUAAUCAUGUUUUCUCUGAAGAAGGAAAUCAUGAUCGGUUAACAAGUUUCUAGCUAGAAAAACAAAAUAAUAUCUUCCAUAUUAUUGCUCAGAUAAAUGUUUAAUGGGUACCGUUGUGAAUCGGGCAUUUCUUUUUAAAAUGUAAAGUUGCUUGAAGUACGUCUCCAGCCUCUUAUAGUCAUAUCUUACGAAGGUUAGUCUAUCCAAAAAUGGGGAAAUUUGCCAGUUAAAGUUUUUUUAAUACCUCCAGUAAUAUUCGCAAUUUUCAAAAUGUCUUCUAUUUCAACUGAAAUUGUAAAAUAAACUUGUAUUUUGAAAUUUAGAUUCAGGUUAGUUGAAAGGGAAGCUUUUCCCACUUUUUAAGAAUGGUUUAAAUUUGCCAAUACGGACUCCUACUGAAAGAAAUAUAUAGAGUAUCAGGGGUAUUAGUUUUUUUUCUACCCCCCCCCCUUCUCUAAAAUCAUUAUAUUAUGAAAAUUUUUUACAGGUAAAACUUUUUUGUUGUAUUUGAAAAGUUUAGAGAUAAUAAUUGAACGAAAUUGAAUUAUAAAUAUCCUUGAUGAUUGAAGAUGUGUUCUAUCUACAUUUUUUUUAUUGAUCUAAAGAAAUUUUCCUGGUUUGGUUAAAAUUUAUUAGAAAUUUUGUUACAUAGCUGUUUUUAUAAAUUUGUUGUUACAUUGUCUAUAUUCACUCAAUUUUCCCCUUAUUAGCUUGUCUUGCAUUUUUACCCUUAUCUUCCUCAUUUUUCUCCGUUAAACAUUGUUUUGUUGCUAAAAUUGUUUAAAUUAGGAAAUAAGAUAAAAAUUUGAAAAGACAUGUUUGAUAACUUUGAGAUUUUGAAUAUUUUUAAUCCUGACUUUUAUCAAGAUUUGAAUCGUUAUGUACCUACCUAAGCGUACAAAUUAAAAUCAAUACACUUGCACUCUGCCCUCCCCCUCCCCCCUAAAGACUGUCACAAACAACCAUCUUUGUGCUUUCAAAAAUUACUAAUUUAUUUCGUUUUAUAUGUUCAACAUACAUGUAGAAUCAUCUCAAAUUAGAAAUGUACUUUUAAAUGACCUUUGAUACUUGAAGAUGGAAAAAUCCGUUUUAACAAAAUUUUAACUCACAAAAAAUGUUUCCAAGGUAUAAAUGUGGAGAGCGUCGAAAGAAAGGUUAAAUCAUGAUACGUCUCAAAAAUCGGAUCACCCCAGCCCCAAACCUACUGGUUAUCAUUUGCAAUUUGAUGGGAGUCGCUCAAAAUCGGGUCAAUUAAAAAUACAUUGAAAUCCCCCUUUAUCAAAAAAAUGCGAAACAAUAUAUCCACAUUUUCCAUAUUUUUUUUAUUUUCUUUGCGACUGGAUUUUCUCAUGCAUAGUUAUGCUGUUUCUAUAAAUACUGUAUUAGAGUGUAUCUAAAUUAUUCUGUAUUAUAAAUGUUUUAAAAAAUAUAGACUAGUAUGUA